CAAUCUGGUCUUUGCUUUGCUUUGCAGAUGGGCGAAUAUGUUAUAACUCAAAUCAAGUACAAUGAAAACUCAAACUAUCCAGAUGACAGGGCACUUUGUUCCUUUCUUUAUACUGUUUUUGGGAUUGGUUUGGAUUAUCGAAUGUACUGAAUUAACCAAAGAAAACAAGAAGGAAGAGUCAAUAUUGAAAUACUGCAAAGAAAAGGUCGAAUAUGGACAUAAUACAUUGAACUGUAGUCACCAAAAUUUAACGUUCAUACCACGGAUUACAGAUAAAAUAGAUACUUUGAUUUUCAGUUUCAAUCAUUUAACUAAUAUCUCACAGGAAACGUUUUUUAAUAUUAGUAAUCCGGCCUUGAUAUUCAAGCUUUAUAUUGAUCACAACAGUUUACAGAACAUUACAGCAAACGCCCUAGACGUGUUUUCUAAUUUGCAUUUGUUAUAUUUGUCAUACAAUGAAAUAUACUAUGACAAUUUCAAACACCUUCUUGGUUCAAUCUUUGCUAAAAGAUAUUUAACGCACUUAGAAAUGACUGCAAUCAGCACUGUAAAUCUCCAGGAAGAUUUAUUUUCGUUACUGGGAGAAAAUCAUAUACAAACAUUGAAGGCUUCAAAGUAUUUUAUCAAAACUUUUGAUAUGAAAGUGCUCAGAAAUUUUAAUCGGUUAGGAGUUCUGGAUAUAUCAUAUAAUCAUAUUGAGGAAAUUUUUUUGUUUAAAAACGAAUAUAUGCAUUCGUUCUAUAUUGGAAAAAACAACUUAAGGACACUCCCGGACUUCAGAAUAAACGGUAACGAAUCAAAUUGUUUCCUUCCACGACUUGUGUUAUUAAGUGCAGACGAUAAUGACAUAGAAGAAAUAUCAUCUGAAAGUCUCAAAUGUUUAAGACACUUAAGAGUCCUAAACAUCAACGGAAAUUUAAUACAUAUAUUACCGAACAAUUUCCUGUCACCAUUGCUGAAUAUCCACACGUUAGAAAUAAUGUUACCAAGCACAAGAGGUUUAAUAGUGGAACCAUUUGCAUUUAACUCGUCCUCGCUCGUGUCACUUACUCUACAAUAUCGUUUUUCUGCUUUGUACGUUUUCCAGUCCUUGAAUAAUACCUUUAAAUUUUUGCCAAAACUCAGAAAAUUGAUGAUAAAUGGCAUUUCAAUGUUGCGAUUAACCGACAAAGAUAUAAUUGGAUUAUUUGCGCCGCUUCAUAACUUGCGAGAACUGCGUUGUUUUAGCUGUCAGAUAUCACGGGAUCCCAAAAUUAUCUUGAACCUAAUGAAACAUUUGGACACUGUUAACUUUCAAUCAAAUAUGAUAUCAAAAUUAAGUAGUGAAACAUUCAAAGAUAAGAACAGCCUAAGAAACCUGGACCUACGUUAUAACCAACUUAGACAUAUAGAUUCUACAGCUUUACCGAUUUCACUUCUUAAUAAGUUGCACCGCUUCGACAUCAGCAAGAAUCCAUUUGUCUGUGACUGUAACCUUGAAUGGUUUAUUGCUUGGUUGCAAUCAACACAUAAACCUGGAACGAUUUUAAGAUACCCUAAAGAUUAUAUCUGCAGCCUUCCAAAAGAAAAAACGAGAAGGCGACUCUCUGACAUAUCAUUUACGUACAGAGAAUGUCAUCCUUGGGACACGUGGAUUUGGGUCGCUAUCAUUGCAUCACCUUGUGUUAUUGUCAUUUGCAUUAUCAUCAUAGUUGUAUAUAGGAAUCGGUGGAACAUUAAACAUUAUAUCUAUUUAAUGCGAAAAAGACGAAACUACCAGGUUAUUGAGGGAAAUGAUUUUGUAUAUGACGCUUUUGUUGGUUAUGAAACCGAGGAUUCAGCCUGGGUACGCCGUCGACUGUUACCAGUACUAGAGGAAGAAAUCGGUCUGAAAUUAUGCAUUCAUGAAAGAGAUUUUCAGCCUGGUGUCUUUAUAAAUGACAAUAUUGUCACAAAUAUGGACAAAAGUAGAACAAUGAUAUUUGUUCUUACCAAUGCCUUUGCACGAAGCGGAUGGUGCAUAUUUGAAUUAAAAAUUGCACAUUCUAAGCUGAUCGAAGAUGAAACAGAAUUAGUGGUCAUUUUGUUAGAGAAAAUUGAUGGAAGAAAUAUGAAUCAUUCCUUGAAAUGCCUUUUUGAUACAACAACGUACAUUGAAUGGACAGAGGAUUUGGUUGGUCAGGAACUGUUUUGGGAGCAAUUGAAAAGUGUUCUUGUAAAAUGAUUGCGAAACAAAGUAUAAUAGCCCCUGUUAUGUAGGGCAUUGGUCUUAUUAAUCAAGAAGUAUAGUGAGAGGAUAUUUCUUUCGUUUGUGUGAAAUUUUGAAUCUAUUUUCAUGAAACAUUACAAAGUCCAUAUAUUUUUACAAGCCGGGGUCGUCAAAGUAUAUUUGACUAAUAUAGCACCAUACUUUAUGCGUAAAAUUAAAGUCUAUAAAGCUAUAUAUCUGCUGCAAAAAAGUAUUUUUAGCAUUGUAAAAAAGAAUACUUCUAAAAGGCUUGUAUGAGAUAAUCGAAUGAUGCAUGCACAAAAUCUUUUUUAAACGUAUUAAACCCAACUUAAAAUAGCAAAUAAUAUUUUGUUCCGGAACAGUUUAUUUGUUUACGUACACUAUUCAUGUUAAUCAAAUACUAGAAACAGAGACAUUCUAUGUUACAACAUUUUCGGGAAUCAACCAUAUUAUAUGAUAGACUUUAUAAAAAUAUUUCAUAAGAUAUAAAUAUAUACCCUUUGAAUUAUUGAAGAUAUCAAUGAAAUUAUUAUUUUCUGCGAUUUUAUAUUUAUCUUUAAAAAUGAAAACAUUAAAGUUAGCUUUGAUGGCAAACAUGUGAAAAAUAAUAGUUUAAAAUUGGGAUAAAGAGUGGUCAUAUACAUCAAAGCAACAAAAAAUUAUGCCCUACUAGCUUUUUUAUCUCGUUUUACCAGCCUGUAUUUUGAUAUUGGAUAUGAAACAAGACAAAUUAUUUAUGAAAUCGGUGUUGUCAACAAAAUACGAACAUUUUUACGAAAACACAGCUUAACAUUAUGCAAUGUUAUGAUACCAUAGCACAGCCUACUAGUGCAAAUUGGGUAAAUACAACAUUGUGUUUUAUCAAAAUGAUGUCAGCUUCUUAUAAGAAUAUAUUUUAAUGACAUGACUAUGCGAAAAGGGGCGAGGAAACGGAUUUCCAUGCCUUUGUCUAUAAAAUUAUCUUUCUUCUUUUGUGUUUUUAUAUGUUGAGCAAUGGAUAGGAAACUGCCGCCUAUAUGACUGAAAUACUGUUGGGAAAAGGCGUAAAAGAAACAAAUAAACAAACAAACAAAAUAUGUUGAGCAUAAAUAUAAUCUAUUUGUAAAUAUUAUGUGAGUCACAACAUUGUUGUAAAUAUUUAUUACGAUUUUCCAUAUUCAACAUAAUAUUAG
Ruditapes philippinarum (Manila clam) is the source of this 3381-nucleotide messenger RNA. Its product is annotated as toll-like receptor 2 type-2. Lineage: Eukaryota; Metazoa; Mollusca; Bivalvia; Venerida; Veneridae. Gene Ontology annotation, molecular function: protein binding; transmembrane signaling receptor activity. Gene Ontology annotation, biological process: inflammatory response; immune response; toll-like receptor signaling pathway. The coding region runs from base 62 to 2203 and encodes 713 amino acids. The record is from RefSeq and is a predicted model, not a curated record. The transcript has a single exon. Gene Ontology annotation, cellular component: membrane.